AGAUCGAGCAAAAACCAGCUUAAAAAUGAGUAGAAAUUCAAAAGCCCCUUCCCUCUCGAGUGAGAAUUGGAUUAAAAAUAUCACUAUAAAAAGGAGAAAAAAAAACCUUAUUAUUACAUAAUUUUCAACUCAAAAAAAAAAAAAAAACUGAGAAAAAGAAAAUGGCGCAGUUUCCCUGCGACUCUAAUGGCGUUUGCAUGGUAUGCAAACAGAAGCCUCUAGAAACCGAAACUCUCCACUGCAUAACAUGCGUAACUCCAUGGCAUUUUACAUGUUUACCCCUCGCUCCAACCACUAUCGUCGAUUGGGAAUGUCCCGAUUGCUCUCAACCGAACCUCGCCGCCGAUUCGCUUGCUCCGUCCAUCGCCGGCGAUCUCGUUUCCUCAAUUCGCGCCAUCGAGAACGAUCCGUCGCUCACCGAUGAAGAGAAAGCGAAGAAACGCCAAGAACUCGUUGGUGGAUCUUCUACUGAAAGUGAAACCAUCAAUAGAGGAUGUAAUGAUUCUAUUGAUAUCUUCGAUGGAAGCCUCAAUUGUUCCGUUUGCGUGCAGUUACUGGAGAGACCUGUCACUACUCCGUGCGGGCACAAUUUUUGUUUGAAGUGUUUUGAGAAAUGUAUUAGGCAAGGAAAGAACACCUGUUCGAAUUGUAGGACUCCAAUUCCGGCGAAGAUGGCAAGUAAUCCACGAAUUAAUUCACAGUUAGCGAUAGCGAUUCGUAAUGCGAAGCUAGCGAGAUCGGAGGGUGGUGUUGGAGGGAGUGGCGGUUCGAAAGUUUAUCACACUGUUCAUAAUGAUGAGCUUCCUGAUACUGCUUACACUACGGAGAGAGCAAAGAAAACAGGGAAGGCGAAUGCUUGUAGUGGGAAGAUAUUUGUGACGAUUGCUAAAGAUCAUUUUGGGCCGAUUGUUGCUGAGAAUGAUCCAACGAGGAACCGUGGGGUUCUUGUUGGUGAUUCGUGGGAGGAUAGGAUGGAAUGUAGGCAAUGGGGGGCUCAUUUACCUCAUGUUGCUGGGAUUGCAGGUCAGAGUAAUCAUGGUGCUCAAUCCGUGGCUCUUUCUGGUGGAUAUGUUGAUGAUGAGGAUCAUGGUGAGUGGUUUCUUUAUACUGGAAGUGGUGGAAGAGAUCUCAGUGGUAACAAACGUACCAAUAAGGAUCAGUCUUUUGAUCAGAAGUUUGAGAGUUAUAAUGAGGCUUUGAGAGUCAGUUGUCGAAAAGGUUAUCCUGUUCGUGUUGUUAGGUCCCACAAGGAGAAACGUUCCUCUUAUGCACCUGAAAAAGGGGUGAGAUACGACGGCGUUUAUAGAAUUGAGAAAUGCUGGCGCAAAAUUGGAAUACAAGGUCAUAAGGUUUGCAGGUAUUUGUUUGUGAGGUGUGACAAUGAGCCAGCUCCAUGGACAAGUGAUUUAUCUGGAGACCGUCCCCGUUCACUACCUAUAAUUGAGGAAUUUAAGGGUGCAAUUGAUAUUACUGAAAGAAAGGGUGAUCCGUCAUGGGACUUUGAUGAGAAAAAGGGCUGCUGGUUGUGGAAGAAGGCCCCACCACUAAGUAAGAAAACAAGCAAAAGGGUGUCCUCCAAAAAAAGCAAGGAUACGCUGUUAAAAGAUUUUGGUUGCAAUAUAUGUCACAAAGUGUUGUCUUCACCUCUUACUACUCCUUGUGCUCACAACUUCUGCAAAGCUUGCCUGGAGGAUGCCUUUUCUGGCCAAAGCUAUAUCAGACAGAGGGCAUCUCAAAGUGGACGCUCUUUGCGGACACGCAAGAACAUUAUGAAAUGUCCUACUUGUUCAGCUGAUAUAGCUGAUUAUCUUCAGAAUCCACAGGUUAACAGGGAGAUGAUGGGUGUCAUUGAAUCACUCCAGCGACAGACUGAGCAGCAGAUGGAGGAGAGUUCUGAAGAAUUAAGUGCUAAAAGUGAUGAAAAUCUCACGCCGGAUGAGGAGAUGGAGGAGGUUUCAAAUCCCUGUGAUUCAGGUGAAAAAGUCUUGAUGGAGAUUAACAAUGAUUUGGAUCCUCCAAAGAAGGAGAGGAAAGUUGCCGGUGGCAAGGUUGUGGUGAACUUGGAGGAACAUAUUGAUGAUGCAGUAGUAGAAAGCGAAUCAAUGGAUUUUGAUUAAAGGAUGAUGUUCUUUUAAUACCAGUUUGGAUGUCCAUCAAGUCGAUCAAAAUCACGUUGAAAAACCACUUCAACUCAAAAGCUUCAAAUAGUUGCUUCAUUAUAUUCAUUUUUCUUUUUGCAUUGGGAUGUGGUUUCUUAAACGUGAUUUGGUAAAUCCAAAACAAAGAUGCUUAUUUUAGUUUUUGGCUAACAUGAAACUUACUAGUAUUCGAGGCAUGAAACUUACAAAAAUGUUUUUCAGAACUGUUGAAAACUUGUAUAAAUGAAAAUUACACAUUUGUAAAUGGUGUUCAAUAGUCAGAGUUGUGUCAUCACCGAUUUCUUUUUCUUUAUUGAAAUUUCCUUCUUCACUGCCCUUUACUCCAUUUUCAAUGUCAUUCUGAUAAUUAUUUUAAAACUCU
Messenger RNA from Vicia villosa (hairy vetch), 2520 nucleotides. RefSeq names its product E3 ubiquitin-protein ligase ORTHRUS 2-like. Lineage: Eukaryota; Viridiplantae; Streptophyta; Magnoliopsida; Fabales; Fabaceae. Gene Ontology annotation, biological process: protein ubiquitination; negative regulation of gene expression via chromosomal CpG island methylation. The record is from RefSeq and is a predicted model, not a curated record. The transcript is spliced from 8 exons. Gene Ontology annotation, molecular function: metal ion binding; ubiquitin protein ligase activity. The coding region runs from base 162 to 2117 and encodes 651 amino acids.